Dermacentor andersoni is the source of this 374-nucleotide messenger RNA. The record is from RefSeq and is a predicted model, not a curated record. Lineage: Eukaryota; Metazoa; Arthropoda; Arachnida; Ixodida; Ixodidae.
CCUCUCGGCUAUGAUUGCUGCUGUCGCGGCUGGCUAUAGCUAUGGACACGGCUAUGGUGGCUAUGGUGGAUACGGCGGCUACGGUGGAUACGGCGGUUACGGUGGAUAUGGCGGCUAUGGUGGUUACGGCGGCUACGGAGGGUAUGGUCACGGAGGAUACGGCGGCUACGGAGGUUACGGCGGCUACGGAGGUUACGGCGGCUACGGAGGAUACGGCGGCUAUGGAGGAUAUGGCGGCUACGGAGGAUACGGUGGUUAUGGAGGAUAUGGUCAUGGUGGUUACGGCGGCUACGGGCAUGGAUACAAGCUCAUUAGCUAUGGACAUGGCUACCACGGAUAGCUUUCGUCAUAAAGCCAUAUUUAUUAGACUGUAA